UCAUGGAGUCUGACGGGUCCGCUGGCUUGACUAAAUCGGCUGCAUUUAAAUUGUCUGAAAUGGGCGAAAAAAGUAAACAGCUUGGCAGUGCAAUGCGCGAGCCUGAGCGACAGAGACGCGUUAUUCUAGUGAUCGUGUGCAUCGCACUUUUGCUGGAUAACAUGCUUUACAUGGUGAUCGUUCCCAUCAUUCCUGAUUAUCUCACAGAUUUAGAAGACGCGCGUGCGGCGCACUUCCAUGCCAACUCUACAUCGGACAGGGCAAACCACGGGACAAGCAACAGGGGAGAUCUAGAUGUGCAGAUAGGAGUUUUAUUCGCAUCCAAAGCCAUCUUGCAACUCAUGGUGAACCCCAUAUCUGGAACUUUCAUUGACCGAGUUGGAUACGAUAUUCCUUUGCUGAUCGGCCUUUUGGUGAUGUUCGUGUCUACGUGUAUAUUUGCGUUUGCCGAGAACUACGGGACUCUCUUUGUGGCUCGCAGCCUGCAGGGUCUCGGCUCGGCGUUUGCCGACACGUCGGGAAUCGCGAUGAUAGCGGACAAAUACACGGAGGAAGCGGAGAGGAGUCGCGCGCUCGGCAUCGCCCUCGCCUUCAUCUCCUUUGGCAGUCUCGUGGCACCUCCGUUCGGCGCCAUCCUGUACGAAUUCGCGGGUAAACGGGUCCCGUUCAUAGUUCUUGCUUCUGUUUGCUUGGCAGACGGAAUUUUGCUUUUGACUGUGAUCAAACCUUUUUCGAACAGGACGCGAGAAAAUAUGCCUGUCGGGACCCCAAUAUGCCGGCUCAUGAUUGACCCGUAUAUCGCUGUGGUCGCGGGUGCCCUGACCGUCUGUAACAUCCCUCUAGCUUUCCUCGAGCCCACCAUAGCUAACUGGAUGGAGAGGACCAUGAACGCCAGUAAGUGGGAGAUGGGGCUUAUCUGGUUGCCCGCUUUUCUCCCCCAUGUGUUGGGGGUUUACAUCACCGUCCGAUUGGCGGCAAAGUAUCCGAAUUUGCAGUGGUUCUAUGGCGCUCUCGGUAUGCUCAUCAUAGGAGCGAGUUCAUGCACAGUGCCAGCCUGCAGGAACUUCUCCCAGUUAAUCUUCCCCCUGUGCGGAAUUUGCUUCGGCAUCGCUCUCGUUGACACGGCGCUUUUGCCGACUCUGGCCUUCUUGGUGGAUGUGCGUCAUGUGUCAGUGUAUGGAAGCGUUUAUGCAAUCGCAGACAUCUCAUACUCUGUCGCUUACGCUAUGGGGCCGGUCGUUGCAGGUCAGAUUGUUCACAACCUGGGCUUUGUUCAGUUAAACCUUGGUAUGGGCUUAGUUAACCUGCUUUACGCGCCGGCCUUGCUUUUGCUUCGGCACGUGUGCCAGAUAAAGCCGUCUCACUCGGAGAGAAAUGUGCUGCUGGAGGAAGGACCCAUCGGACUUUAUGACACUAUUCAAAUGGAAGAGCGCAAACUCAAGCGGAAAGGUUUGUGCACCACGAGUAACGCGCGUCCCGUGGACAAGAACGGAAUCUCUGAGCGCUCCAAGUCAGAGGAAGACUCGUCCGGACCCGAGUACAUUUAACUAACGAGAUACAGAGAAUCAUCUGAAAGUACACACAUUUUUUUUUUCAUUUAGUGACUCGUUGGACAUUCACAGACUACAUAUGGCAAACAUUCAGCUUCUGUUGUGAAAUAUUAACCCCCCCCCCCAUAACUUCAUGAAAUGUAACUGCUAAACAUUAUAUUCUGUGAUUGACAUAUAAAAUAUCUCGUUUGGAUGUGAGCGACACUUUCGUAUAUAGU
Messenger RNA from Paramisgurnus dabryanus, 1768 nucleotides. RefSeq names its product solute carrier family 18 member 3b (gene slc18a3b). Gene Ontology annotation, molecular function: xenobiotic transmembrane transporter activity; acetylcholine transmembrane transporter activity. Gene Ontology annotation, cellular component: AP-1 adaptor complex; terminal bouton; AP-2 adaptor complex. The record is from RefSeq and is a predicted model, not a curated record. Gene Ontology annotation, biological process: xenobiotic transport; transmembrane transport; chemical synaptic transmission. NCBI's taxonomy places the organism in Eukaryota, Metazoa, Chordata, Actinopteri, Cypriniformes, Cobitidae.